AUGAAUAAUUAGUCAUUAGCUAAAAGUGCAGUAGAGAGAUUAAAUCAAAGCAAUUUUUAAGCAUAAUAACCUUAUGAAUUUGAGAGCAAAUAUCAAUAGGAUUAAAAGGAAUUACCAAAUCCUACAAAAUUUGAUUUAGAUGUUAUGCUUAAAUUUUUAGAUGAAGUAGAUUCAAGUGUCAAAUAAACACAUGAAUUUAAAAGUAUAAUUCAAAAGUAUAAAUUGUCAACAUCCAAAUUUUGUUUAACUAUGGAGUACUAUUUUGAUCAAAUAUAAUAGAAAUGAUUAUCUGAAUAAUUUGCCAAAUGAAAAGAAAAUAUAAAUUUAUAGAGAUGUAAAAAUCGAUUCUUAUUAAAGAGAUUUCACGAAUAUAUGAUCAUUAAGAAGAAGCAAUAGAGUUAAAGGAUAAAGUUCGAAAGAUUAUUACAUAUAAAUUAGAAGAUAUGAGGAGAAAUACAGUAUUUAAUAAUAUAAUAUAAAAAGAGAGAAUCUAAAUGGGGAUUAACAUUGAACUUACUGCAAUUAUUAUUAAAUAAGAAUAAGGGGAAUAGAGAUAUUUUUGAUUUAUUUUAAAAGAAAUUAUUGCCACCUGAUGUAAGAUAAUUAGUGUGGAAAAUGUGUUUAGAAAAUAAAUAAAUAAGUGAUGAAUAUAGUCGUCUAUUAGGAAAAGCAAGAAUGUUAACAAUGUCAAGAUUUGAUGUAUAAAUUAUUAAAGACACUGAAUAAAUAGUAAAAUAAAUGACAAAACCAGAUCAAUUUGAUGGAAAUAUGAUUUUUGCAAUGAAAACUAUUUUAAGUUAUUACGAAUUAAAAUAAGAUAGAAUUCUUACUGAUUAUUUAUACUUAAUCUGUAUACCACUUGUCUAUGUUUUUGGAACAAGUAAACAUUUAUUAAAAAUACCAACUGAAUUGAUUGGAUAUUUUUAUUCAUUAUAAUUGAUAGUUCAAUUCUUUGAUCCAUUAGUUGAUUUGAUUGUUAGACAUGAUGAAAAAUAUGAAUCAGAAAUGACUGAUUUAUUUAUGAAUAGUGUUAAUGUUUUANAGAGAGGAUUACAUUUCAAUUUAUUUCAUAAUCAUAUGAAAUUUUAUAGUAUAUCUUAUCAAUAAUAUUUAUAUAAAAUGAAUAAUUAGUCAUUAGCUAAAAGUGCAGUAGAGAGAUUAAAUCAAAGCAAUUUUUAAGCAUAAUAACCUUAUGAAUUUGAGAGCAAAUAUCAAUAGGAUUAAAAGGAAUUACCAAAUCCUACAAAAUUUGAUUUAGAUGUUAUGCUUAAAUUUUUAGAUGAAGUAGAUUCAAGUGUCAAAUAAACACAUGAAUUUAAAAGUAUAAUUCAAAAGUAUAAAUUGUCAACAUCCAAAUUUUGUUUAACUAUGGAGUACUAUUUUGAUCAAAUAUAAUAGAAAUGAUUAUCUGAAUAAUUUGCCAAAUGAAAAGAAAAUAUAAAUUUAUAGAGAUGUAAAAAUCGAUUCUUAUUAAAGAGAUUUCACGAAUAUAUGAUCAUUAAGAAGAAGCAAUAGAGUUAAAGGAUAAAGUUCGAAAGAUUAUUACAUAUAAAUUAGAAGAUAUGAGGAGAAAUACAGUAUUUAAUAAUAUAAUAUAAAAAGAGAGAAUCUAAAUGGGGAUUAACAUUGAACUUACUGCAAUUAUUAUUAAAUAAGAAUAAGGGGAAUAGAGAUAUUUUUGAUUUAUUUUAAAAGAAAUUAUUGCCACCUGAUGUAAGAUAAUUAGUGUGGAAAAUGUGUUUAGAAAAUAAAUAAAUAAGUGAUGAAUAUAGUCGUCUAUUAGGAAAAGCAAGAAUGUUAACAAUGUCAAGAUUUGAUGUAUAAAUUAUUAAAGACACUGAAUAAAUAGUAAAAUAAAUGACAAAACCAGAUCAAUUUGAUGGAAAUAUGAUUUUUGCAAUGAAAACUAUUUUAAGUUAUUACGAAUUAAAAUAAGAUAGAAUUCUUACUGAUUAUUUAUACUUAAUCUGUAUACCACUUGUCUAUGUUUUUGGAACAAGUAAACAUUUAUUAAAAAUACCAACUGAAUUGAUUGGAUAUUUUUAUUCAUUAUAAUUGAUAGUUCAAUUCUUUGAUCCAUUAGUUGAUUUGAUUGUUAGACAUGAUGAAAAAUAUGAAUCAGAAAUGACUGAUUUAUUUAUGAAUAGUGUUAAUGUUUUAGAUGAAGAAUUAGCUUUAAAAUUUCAAAGUGUUCUUAAUUUAAAGAGUCCAACUUAAAGAUAAAUGUUAGUAAUAAUUAUAAAGAGAUUUGUACAUUCACUUGGAUUUGCAUUUUUACCCUUAGAUGUAACUUUGUUUAAUAUAGAUUAAAUGAUAAUGAAAGUAGUCAAGAAUAAAUUAGAAAUAUUUAUUAAUAUGGGAAUAAUGUGCUUUUGUAUAAGAAAAGAUAUUUUAAUUUGCAAAACUUGGGAUUAAGUUGUUGAUGUAUUUUAUACUAAGGCAAAAUUAAUUACAUUAUAAUAAUAUCAUGAAUAUUAUUAAGAUGUAUACAAGAAUGUUAAAUUUUAUGUAUCACCCUAUGAUGUAGAUCCAUUUAAAGUAAAUAGAAAUGCAGAAUUUGCAACAGGUAUAUUAUUUAAUUUAUUAUUAAUUAGAUCCUUUAGCAGAAAUUAUUGAAAAAUAAUAAGAUAAAGAUAUUAAUGCAUUCAAAAAGAAAUGGUUUGAAGGUAAAGAAUUAUAUGAAGAUGAUGAUCCUAAUAUGGCUAGAUAUUAAUAAUAAUAAUAAUUACCAAAUAAGGAUAAAGCAAUUAAAGAUAUGAAGAUGUAAGAUGCAAUGAAAAAUGUGUAAAUGCAACAAAAACCAACAUAGAAAUUAGGGAUGGUACCUGUUUAAGAUUCAGAUGAAGAAGAUGAUCUAUUUGAUGGUAUGGAUGAUUAAUGA
This is a messenger RNA of Paramecium pentaurelia, 2881 nucleotides long. NCBI's taxonomy places the organism in Eukaryota, Ciliophora, Oligohymenophorea, Peniculida, Parameciidae. The record is from the annotation of a GenBank genome assembly.